This is a messenger RNA of Cucurbita pepo subsp. pepo (vegetable marrow), 865 nucleotides long. The record is from RefSeq and is a predicted model, not a curated record. NCBI's taxonomy places the organism in Eukaryota, Viridiplantae, Streptophyta, Magnoliopsida, Cucurbitales, Cucurbitaceae.
UGCACAAAAUUUUAGUUAACAAUUGGGACACCAUCUUUCUUAGGGUUUAUGGUGAGAGAAAAACCCUUGAAAGAGUGUUGUUUUGGAACUCUAUUUUUCAUCCACAAAAUCCAAAACUCUGUUCGCCAAUUUGGUUACAAGUUCACCGUAAUAUAGUUUUGUAGACGCUCGUUGACUUCUUUACUUUGCUGUUCUCAUAAACGAGGAUAAACGGAAGAUUUGCUGCAGGUUCUUGAGUGGGUUUGAUCUUCCGUGUUCAAUUCAAACUGCCAUGGGCUCUUCGAAGAGAAAAGUGGGUCAAAAUAUGCCCAGAGAAUCUUCGCCGAAGCACCACAAAGCUAAUGCCCCUGCCAUGGUUGAAGACGAACCAGUUGCGUGUGUUCAUGACGUGUCCUACCCCGAGGGUUCAUUUAAUCCUCUCCCAUCAUUGAGUCUCUCUUCGUCUGGAGGGAAGUUGGAACCGGCUAAGGUGUUCCCUUUCUCUCUGGACCCCUUUCAGUCUGAGGCUAUCAAAUGCUUAGAGAAUGGAGAAUCUGUCAUGGUAUCUGCUCAUACAUCAGCUGGUAAAACUGUAGUGGCUUCGUAUGCAAUUGCAAUGUCUCUUCGGAAUAAACAGCGUGUCAUAUAUACGUCACCAAUAAAGGCCCUCAGCAACCAAAAAUAUAGGGAAUUUAAGGAAGAAUUCUCGGAUGUUGGUUUAAUGACUGGGGAUGUAACAAUUGAACCAAAUGCUUCUUGUCUGGUCAUGACCACAGAAAUUUGGCGUAGCAUGCAGUACAAAGGAUCAGAGGUAACACGGGAAGUGGCAUGGAUUAUUNAUAAAAUCUUACAACUUCCCAAAAGAACAAAUAAGUCAUUGUACUAA